CAGAGACGUAAGAGGCACAUUAUUUGCAAGUUGGUCCCGACGAGGUCUCAGGCUGUUUUGGAAGUUUUUACGGAGAACUAUGCUGGCCGACCAGUGAGGAAGGUCUCCUGCCGACCGGUACAGCGAUUUCUCAAGGUUACCUACGAAACUACGAAUGCUUCACCUCAUGUUGCCGGCUUCUUCAAGACGCUUCUACUCUAUCUUGGUUCGAUCAAAUCCACCCUCGUAGAUAUCUUUUUACCACAAGGAUAUCCCUAUUCGGUAAGUGAGGAUUAUCUCCAGUACCAGAUAUGGGACACAUUGCAAGCCUUUGCAAGUUCAAUGACUGGAGCCUUGGCCACUGAAGCUGUAUUGAAAGGAGCAGGAGUAGGCGAUCAGGCUGCGUCCGCUCUUGCGGCUUCUCUUACAUGGUUAGCAAAGGAUGGGCUCGGAAUGGUUGGACGAAUCGCAUUUGGUUUUUUCAAAGGAUCAGAACUUGAUUCCGACUGCAAAAAGUGGCGGCUUGUCGCUGAUAUCAUGAACGACUUGGCGUUCUUUAUCGACCUACUUUCGCCUGCUUUUCCGGGUUCGUUUUUCGUUUGCGCCUGUUCGUCGUCUUUACUGCGAUGUGUCGUUGGUGUAGCUGGAGGAGCUACAAGAACUGCCAUCAUUCAGCAUCAGGCUCGUCGCAAUAACCUCGCAGAUGUGGCUUCGAAGGAUGGCAGCCAAGAGACGAUGGUGAAUGUGACUGCACUUCUGGCUUCGUUUAUUUUACUGCCUCUGGUGUUUACUAUCAUACACUUGUAUGCGAUCUAUCAAGCUGUACGUUCGCCGAGGUUGGAAACCCUGAAUCUCGAGCGGGCCACUAUACUUGUUGGGUGCUGGCUGGAGUCCGGCAAAAUCAUGGACGUGAAUGAGUGCAAUAACAUUGAACCGCUGUUUUCAUCAUUCGGGACAAGAUUCCUUGGGUGUUCAUUGUCGCACCUAAUGUCAUAUCAGAACAGGGUACCAUCUGCGAAGCUACGUACUACUGACGCAUACACGUUGCUCCUCGACACACGAAGAAAUAUUGGUUGGAUUGCAUUAGCUGAUGGCGUCUCCAAGCAGUCAUCCCUGAACGCCAUUUUCGAUUUGGAAGCCCUUAUGAGGGACGAAAAUCGUUCCGUGGAAGAAUUCAAUACUUUCCUGGAUCAGCUGAGAGCCCAAAAAUGGAGAACCGAUGGAAAUAAUUUGGGUUUCGAUGAGUGGACCUACUCCAGGAAAUAA
Molecule: messenger RNA, 1245 nt
Organism: Ostertagia ostertagi
Lineage: Eukaryota; Metazoa; Nematoda; Chromadorea; Rhabditida; Trichostrongylidae
Source: the annotation of a GenBank genome assembly